AUGAUUUUGGAAGAUAACAUCCACCUCCAGAAGGCCAUCUCAAUUUGCCCCUGCCUAUUAGAAGCUCAGGCCAAAGUACCCCCUACAAGCUCAGAAGCCCCAGAGGUCUCCCAACCUCCUGCCGCUGCUGUUCUUCCAGUCAGUUACAAUCUUUCCAACACCCGCUUGGCAUUCUUCCUGAGAGAGACACGGCCGGUACUAAGAGGAAGCAAUACCCUUGGCUUGACCCAGUCAGAACCUUUUGUUGUGUUCCAAACCAAGAAACUACCUGUGCUCAACAUCUCUUUGGGACCGUUCAGCUCAGGCCUGGUGUUACCCAAGGAGCUCCUGCAGCCUUCAAGCACUCUGGAGAUACCAGAACGCCUGACAGUGAACUGGAAAGUACGGGCCUUCAUCGUUGGCACGCGGGUGCCAGCCAACCAACCCACAGCCCAGGUGCUAUUCUAUGUGGCCGGACGUGACUGGGAUGAUUUUGAUGUGACCGAGCAGCUGCCCUGUGUGCGACUCCACGCCUUCCGUGAGGCCCGUGAAGUCCGGGCCUCUUGCCGCCUUUGGGGUAGCCUGGCCACCUGCCUAGCCCAAGCUGAGCUUCCUCAAGCUUGGUUUGGACUUGCUGCCGUCCCCCUGGGGAGGAGGAAAAUGAUGGAGGACAUUGAACCACCUGGAGAUGUACAGCAAGUAGAACUCUAUUAUACGCUUCAUGCCCCCGAUGCAAUGGGGGAGUGUGGGAGCGAACCGAUGGGACGGAGAGGUGGGGCUGGUGCGCGGAUCGAAGGUCCCACCCAACACCCUCUCCUGCGCAUUGGCAGUCUGAGGCUGGUUCAGCCGCCACCCACCCAGCCCUUGCAGGAGCAGCGACUGGAUGACAGUAUCUUCAUCCGACUGCCUGAGAAACCUCUCAAACCAGGCGAGGUGCUCAGUGUCACCCUGUACUUGAUGGGCAACUCAACGGUUGAGCACUUCAUGCUUAGGGUGAAGGCCAAAAAAGGGGUGAACCUGCUCAAGACCAGAUCCAGUCACCACGAGUGGCUUGUGAAUUCAGAAUUUCAGACAGGCAGCAAACACUCCACUUCAACUGUUGAAGUUGCGUGGAUUGGUGGAAUUUUGCCCAGGGACCAGGACUCGCCCUAUGAGAUCAUGCAGCUGGACUUUGAAAUGGAGAACUUCACCAGCCAAUCAGUGACUCGACGCAUCAUGUGGCAUAUAGACUAUCGGGGUCGCAACCCACCACCCGAUUUGGAGAAGGCUGUGACUGAACUGACAGUAAUUCAGAGGGAUAUCUGUGCCAUCCUUGCCCUGGCCAUGGAUACAGAAAUCAUCAACACAGCCAUCCUCACAGGACGGACAGUUGCCAUCCCUGUGAAGAUCAUCGCCAUAGAGAUGACAGGAGUUAUCUUGGAUAUUUCAGCAAUGGCCAAAUGCAAGUCCAGCAAUGAGGACAUCAUCAAGGUAUCCAGCAGCUGUGACUAUGUCUUUGUGAGUGGCAAGGAGUCUAGAGGGUCCAUGAAUGCAGGUGUCUUCUUCAGCUAUGAGCACCUGAGUGCCCUCUUGGAAAUGACCGUUUGGGUCCCCAAACUCCCUCUUCAUAUUGAGCUGUCUGACCCACGCCUCAGCCAAGUGAAAGGAUGGCGAGUUCCCAUCUUACCUGAUCGGAGGUCCAUACGGGAGAGUGACGAUGAGGAGGAGGAAGAAGAACGGAGACAAAGCAGGGGCUGCACACUUCAGUAUCAGCAUUCCACCCUGCAAGUGUUCACACAGUUCCACACCACCUCCUCAGAGGGCACAGAUCAGGUGGUCACCAUGUUGGGGCCUGAAUGGAUGGUGGAGGUCACAGACCUAGUUGGUGACUUUAUGAAGGUUGACAACCCACGUGUGGCACACAUGGUCAAUAGCAAAACACUAGCUGGCAGGGAGCCGGGCACUACUUUGUUCAAGGUAGUUUCUCCACUUAUGGAAGCUGUCCUUGGUGAGACACCAGUGACUGUGGUUGAUGAGAAGGUUACCAUUGUGGAAUUGAAAGCUCAGGUGGUCUCAAACCUCUCCCUUUCCCUUCAUGCCAGCCCUGGGAAUAGCCACACCAUUGUGGCCAAGACAACAGCCCAGCAGAUUCUCAAUUUCUCCAAGCAGGAAGCUCUGCUCAGUCUCUGGGUGUCGUACAGUGAUGGCACAAUUGCUCCCCUCUCUUUGUAUGACCCAAAGGAUUACACUCUAGUGGUGACAAGCCAGGACAGGUCAGUGGUAUCGGUGAUGUCCGAGCGGACCUUCCCACUAGUGAGAGCUGAAGGGGAAGGGUCUGGCGAACUGAUCAGAGCUGAGCUGCUGAUAUGCGAGAGCUGUCAGAAGACCAAACGCAAGAGCGUGCUGGCCACCACAUUGGCCAAUGUCCGCGUGCAUUUCAGCUCUGAGGAGGAACCCACCUAUGACUAUGAGCCUGUCCAAACUCCUAGCCGACCUGGACGGGAGAAGAGUAUGCCUCGCACCACACCACGGGUGGAAGUAGAGUGGCCUCUGGUGCCAAGUCAGGAGAGUUGGGCACCCAGCGUUAUCCUUCCAACUGAGGACUUCCCAACCAUUCCCACUGGCUAUGUGCAAGUCCCUCGAGGACUCACAGACCUGGAAAUAGGCAUGUAUGCCCUGCUCGGUGUCUUCUGUUUAGCCAUUCUGGUGUUCCUUAUUAAUUGUAUUGUCUUUGUACUCAAGUAUCGGCACAAACGGAUCCCUCCAGAAGGACAAACCAACAUGGACCACUCCCACCACUGGGUCUUCUUGGGAAAUGGACAACCGUUACGGGCCCAGAAUGAUCUUUCUCCUCAGCCUGAAAGCCCAGGCAACCCACUGGAGAACGUGCAGACCUGCUGCCAUGGUGACCACCACAGCAGCGGCUCCUCGCAAACCAGUGUGCAGAGUCAGGUUCAUGGGCGAGGGGAUGGCUCUUCUGGGGGCUCCACCAGGGACCAGAGCGAGGACCCGCUCAAUUCUCCCACAUCCAAGCGUAAGCGUGUCAAAUUUACUACAUUUGCCACCAUGCCCUCUGAGGAACUGGCCUAUAAUUCUAUUCCUAUAGCAGACGAGGAGGACUUGGAGUGGGUCUGUCAAGACAUAGGGUUGCAGGAGCCCGAGGAGCUGCACAACUACAUCCAUAGGAUCAAGGAGAUUGCAUAAUGGGCCGGACCCAACACUUACAAGCCAAGGAGAGAGAGAUGUAGGGGAUGCUCUCUCUGGGCUUGAAAUGGCUAGAUUACAUUGCCCCCCUGGGCUCUCCUCUAGCUCUUCUUCUCAGUGGACAAGCCCACCUGCACGACCAGGAAUGGUUUACAGGAAAACCAGACCUCUUGUAGAAUGGGAUGAAUCUUUUCUUUUUUCUUUUGGAGGGAGAGCAAUUAUGAAAGGCUGCUUGUGGUACAUCUGUGGGUCACUCUGUAUAGUUGAAGGCGACAUGGCUGGAGCAGGCUGGGUGCCAUUACUCCAUUAAAGUGGGGUUGGGGACUGAUUGGCGCCGUCAAGCAGGCCAAGAGAAGGAAGUGUCUGAGCCAUUGUUGGAAUGAGCCAGAGUGUGCAAUAGGUCCUUGCACCUGAUGGGUUGCUUGGGGGAAUGUUACUCCUUGCCUUGCCAACAUCCACUGCUGCCUUUGCUGCCCGUCUCUCUCUGAAAGGCGAUGCAAUCCUUUGGUCUCUCGGCUUUUUUUUCUUGCACAAUAAAUGUUGACUCUUUAAAAUAAAUAAUAUUCAGGGAUUCUGCUUGGCCCAGAGGGAGCCAAAUGGAACAGUCUUCUGGUUUGUGGAGAGGGAGAAACCUCAGACCAGAUUGCCAUCAGACCCCACAAGGUGGCUGGGACUCACUGUUGCUACCCUGGGGAGGGGAGCUGAGAAAAAGGACUGCCCUCCCUUGCUACUCUAAACACCAUCUUCUCCUUCUAAUACCUGUAUUGCUUCUUCCCUAGUUCCAGGCUCUGUUUUUUCCAAAAUUGUGUAUUAAAAUAGUAAGCCCACCCUCUAACUCCAAGCAGGAGAGUGGAAAUUAAUCUUCCUGGAAGAAGCCACCUAAUUUCCAAAGAGAAAUCAAGUUCCUAACCUGCCUCAUUUUUAUAUGUGGGAAUGUUUGAUCUUCAAAAUCUUCCUGGUUGGCCUCUCCAU
Crotalus tigris (Tiger rattlesnake) is the source of this 4134-nucleotide messenger RNA. It is a transcript of the gene TMEM132E, whose product is annotated as transmembrane protein 132E. The coding region runs from base 1 to 3162 and encodes 1053 amino acids. Lineage: Eukaryota; Metazoa; Chordata; Lepidosauria; Squamata; Viperidae. The transcript is spliced from 9 exons. The record is from RefSeq and is a predicted model, not a curated record.